Aspergillus saccharolyticus JOP 1030-1 is the source of this 1025-nucleotide messenger RNA. RefSeq lists its product as uncharacterized. The transcript has 4 exons. The coding region runs from base 237 to 1025 and encodes 262 amino acids. NCBI's taxonomy places the organism in Eukaryota, Fungi, Ascomycota, Eurotiomycetes, Eurotiales, Aspergillaceae. The record is from RefSeq and is a predicted model, not a curated record.
CUCAAGUACCUCCAUUCUUCAACCGCAAGCACCUCUCUCCCCUUUGCAACAACCGCCGCUCCACUCCGUGCCCCGUCUUUACAAAAUGUCGAGUAUAGGCCUCGUCGAAGGCGUUUCAUCUCCCAUAACCUCACAUCGCCACCAUCGUCAUUGCCAUCACCGCCUUAAUCAGCAGAUAUCUACAUAGAAUCUACCUCCACCCACAAUCCCCCAUCCCCCGGCCCAGAGCUCGCAGCAUGCACCUCUCUGGGCUGGCUACCACACCUACAUCGGCGACGAAUGCACCACCAUCCAUCACCUGCAGCGCCAGCACGGGCCCGUCCUCAGCGUGGGCCCCAAACGACGUCGACAUCACCGACAGAGCCGCCAUCGGGCCCAUCUACAUCCACCGCGGCGGCUUCCCCAAGACAUCUGCGUACUCCAAAGUCGACAUCGAUUGCCUCUAUUUGCGAUGCGAUGCGCAACAGCGCAGAGCAGCCACAGCCCGGUUAAGUGUGCUCGACCUCGCUCGCGCCAUGGCUCGUGGCACGAGUACUGCGUAUCUCUUUAAUCACCGGUACGGCGCCAUCGCGGAGGUGCAGACAGGCUCAUCAUCAUCGGCGGUGUCCGCCUCGGCUUCUGUGGGCUUGUAUGUCGGCGUUGGGGCUUUCUUCAACCUCAAGCGGUUUCUAAUGGGUCCGAGCAACUGGGUGAUGGCGUUUGUCGAGUGGUUGUCGACGAUGACGACGACGACGAUGACAAGUGCGCGGAUCGAGGUCAAGGAUAUUUGCAGGCUUCGCCGGGACGGACUCGACCAGGAUGAACAUUGCAUUCAGAUUGUGGUAUCUGGCUCGACAAACCCGAGACAAAGAUUGCGUCCGUCUCCGCGACGCAGUCCAAACAACCAUCAAGAACAACAACGACGACCCAAUGACCUGCACAUACCUCCGCCUGUCCUGGGCGAACCCGAACCGCCUGCCGAGGGCGUGCAUUGUGCAGGCGUUGGCUAUGGCGGAGGUCAUUAUGGCGGUCUCCAGGGUCGUUGA